Anastrepha ludens (Mexican fruit fly) is the source of this 485-nucleotide messenger RNA. RefSeq names its product cytochrome c oxidase subunit 7A, mitochondrial (gene COX7A). The transcript has 2 exons. NCBI's taxonomy places the organism in Eukaryota, Metazoa, Arthropoda, Insecta, Diptera, Tephritidae. Gene Ontology annotation, biological process: mitochondrial respirasome assembly; regulation of oxidative phosphorylation; mitochondrial electron transport, cytochrome c to oxygen. The coding region runs from base 120 to 395 and encodes 91 amino acids. The record is from RefSeq and is a predicted model, not a curated record.
AUUGCAAACGUCAAAAAGCUGUCAACUUUUGUGAAAAUUCUAUAGUGCUAGUAAUACACCUAGGGACAUCUCUAAUAAAUAACCCGAUCAUAAAAUUGGCUAUAUAAUUACUAAGAAAUAUGAGUUCCAAAAUGCUUAACUUGUCCCGGGUUGUUGUCCGCAAUCUUACUACCUCCGCUGCACGCCGUGCUGCUGGCAACGAAGUUGAAAAGGGCUACUUUGAAUUGAGGAAGGUACAAGAGCACUUCCAAAAGCACGAUGGCAAGCCAGUGUUCCUUAAGGGAUCUUUUGCGGAUCAACUUCUGUACCGUCUUACGGUCGCUCUAAGUUUGGCCGGUAUUGGUGGUAUGUUGAAAUUGUUCUACGAAUUGAGCGUACCCAAAAGCCAGGACUAGAUUCAAAACAACAGUGCGAUGCUAAUCAAUUGUAAUUAAUGUUGUACAUUAAGUUUUCAAAGUAUAAAAUAUUUGACUAAUCCCGAUGUA